AUGGGAGAUCCAAUGAAAGAAAAUGUCAAGGUUCAGGAUAUCAAAUCUCAUCGUAACGAUUCAAGCUUACGGACAGACCCUCAUCCAGAUUAUGAAGAUCUGAGAAUUGCAGUUGGUAAUGGUACAGCUAAAGGGACAUAUUCUAUUGCCAUAGGAGAAGACACUGUAGAAGAAAAUAGAGAAAGUGUGAGCUUGCUAGAUGAUUUCACAUAUGAUCCCUCAAGUGAUGCAUUUAUUCCAUCAAGUACCCAAGAUCCUUUUCCACCAUCUCUCGAGAACUCUUUCAUGCCAACCUCAACUCAACAACAAUACUCGAAGCCCCAAGAAAACGAGCUAAAACUGAUUCUCAAACCUCAUUUAAUCCUAAAGAUACCCAAGACCUUGUAG
Striga asiatica is the source of this 387-nucleotide messenger RNA. The record is from the annotation of a GenBank genome assembly. NCBI's taxonomy places the organism in Eukaryota, Viridiplantae, Streptophyta, Magnoliopsida, Lamiales, Orobanchaceae.